Molecule: messenger RNA, 1881 nt
Organism: Porites evermanni
Lineage: Eukaryota; Metazoa; Cnidaria; Anthozoa; Scleractinia; Poritidae
Source: the annotation of a GenBank genome assembly
AUGAAAGCGUUCAGAAGUUUGCCCCCAGAAGACCCGUUCGGGCCCAAUAAAUUUUUUCAAACAGCUAUUUCAAAGAAGGCCUACUACGAAAUAGCGGCUGCCAUGGAGAUCAUAGGCAAAAACGAGCAGCAUUUCAAAAAAAUUGACCUGAAUAUUGCCAGCUUCGCUUGUAAAGAACAUAUAUCUCAGCCCGCUUGUCACGUGGCAAGAGUAUAUCCACAUUAUCUGCUGUUGAAGAAGAUGAAGGAAAAAAGGCUUGAUCCGGGACAUACUGGGGAUACAAGGGAUCUAACUCUUUAUCAGAAUGUUGACCAUGCUAAAAUAAUUGAACUAAAGAAAGAAACUAUUAAACAUAACGAGCUGCUGUCCGCCGUUAACCAGCUUAAUAAAAACCUGGAAACACAAGUCCGAGGAAUUGCUUCUUAUUUUAAAGGAGUUGCUAGCUUCGAUCAAGAUAUAGCAGACGCGGAUGUGAUAUUCAUAAAAGGCAAACUUAAAGAUUUUGAUGGGGAGUAUGAAAGAGUUAAGAGAAAGGUGAACAGUGAUAUGAGGGACAUCAAGAAUCUCACCCUGGGCCUUGUGAUUACUGAGCUGGUGGAGAAUACAGUAGCUCUCGUAGCAAAAAUGGCAGAAGAGUCAAACCCCAUAGCCGCGAUAUUCACUGGUGUAGACUCCAAGGGUAUACGUGACGCAGCAAAAGAUGUUGCCAAAGCAGCAGCAAACGUGAGGACAGCGGAAGCACUUGCUUCAGCCACGGAAGGACUCGUGAAUGAUACCGAAGAGAUUGGAACUUGCUUGCAUAACAAUCAAAAUCAAAUAAAGUCUAUGAAAUCCCUCGUGGAUAAAAUAAAGAAAAACCAGGCAGAUGACAUUGGUGACGACGCAGAGACAUUUAUUACAGAAUACUCUAAUUAUACACCAAAAGUGGCUGGACAUCGCAUGGCCCAGAACAUUGCUAAGUGGGGGGCUUUCAAAGAUUCCUUUUGUGAUCUGAUAAAUGGGGCUGAAGGGGUUGUGGCGUCUGGUGCAAAAGCUGCAAUAGCUAAUGGUAUCUUAUAUUGUGAAAAUUUGGAAGCAUCAAUCGCCGAGUUUGGUGCUCUCAGAGAAAACAUUUUUGACUUUCAAUUUGAAAUGGUGGACAGUCUUGCUAGGGUUAUGAGAGGCAACGUAGCCAAAAAGUUAGCUGACUCCAUUCAAGGGCAAGAAGACGACAUUUUUAAGGCUGAUCAGCUGUUGGGCGGAUUUCUGAUGUCACAACAAUUUAUGCAGUCCCAUGCUUGGCUGUAUUGCGACAAACUUGAGUAUAAAAAUGAGGGACAAAGGGUUCAGGCAUGCUCACCAAGAACUGGUCUUUUCACAAACCAUGACCUGGACAAUCUUGUGGCUUUCAAAACUGAGCAUCAAACCCAAAUGACGGUCGUGCGCACAGUUCACAUCCCAACAAAACCUCAGUACGAAGGAGAUUUGGGUUUUAUCAACAUCCAACGGUUUGCAAGUGAAAAGAAGGCGUCCUUUAGACUACCACGAAACGUAACCUGGUUGUACAAAUUCGACUGGAGCUUGAUUGGUGAAUCACAAGCCCCAUACGUCGAGAACUUUCAACUGUUUUUACCAAACAGAGAGUACAACAGUGGCUCAGGGAAGAAAAAGAGGUCAACUCGCAUAGUAGUUACCGCUGAUACGCAGGCAGGCAGCUACUUCACUACAAAUGUGAAUUCAUCUGUGUUAUACAAGUUACCAGAGAUGCAGACGUCAUACGUAACAGUCUACCAAGAAGGCUAUCGAAGUUCAACAUGCCCACAGGAAAUUCCCAACCCAUACAGCCUCUGCAACAACCUCCCUAACAUAUAUAUGUCUCACCUCCACCAACGAAGCAGGUGA